Messenger RNA from Purpureocillium takamizusanense, 565 nucleotides. RefSeq lists its product as uncharacterized. NCBI's taxonomy places the organism in Eukaryota, Fungi, Ascomycota, Sordariomycetes, Hypocreales, Ophiocordycipitaceae. The record is from RefSeq and is a predicted model, not a curated record. The transcript has a single exon. Bases 291 to 557 code for a protein of 88 amino acids.
AGAUCUCUUCUCGACCUCUUUUCUCCCUUUUUGUCUUUUCUUUUCCCUGUUUCGAUCCUGGCUGUGGUUGACCGUGUGGGCAGUCCAUCUUUUUUUUCUCUCUCAUUUUGCAAUUAAUCAUCUCGCAGGCGAGGAAUUGCUGGGCAAUUGAAACAAGAUUCGAAUUCGAUCCGAUCCCCCUUCCACUCGCCCAACGCUCACUCCCUAGACACGACUUACACGCAUAUUCGGCCAAAAGCACCCGCUGCAACAGACGCCGCAGGAGAACCCGGAGCGGUAAAUCGGGCACAAUGGGCAACAAUCUUUCAUCGACCUUUGUUCCCGACACCUCCAAGGUCGUCCUCAACGUGCCGGACCGCAACGCCGACAUUCUUCUCGGCAUCAUCUGGCUGCUCGUUCUCUAUGUCUGCGCCAUGAUCUUCAGCACCUGCGCGCUCGUUGACCGCUGGAAGGGCCCGGCCGAUAAGAUACGAGUCGGAGCGGGUUCGGUCAUGGGGGCCGCGCUACUGUCGACAGCGUGGCCGGUCGUCACAGUGUAUCUACUUUUUGCGAAGUGAAUAAUGGG